AUGGCAGGUCAAGUCGUUCAAGUUGACAUUCGCAGCAAAGCCAUCACACAGCGAUGGACCGUGGGGGCCCAAGCCGUUUCCUGCAUUGCGCUCCAACAUCAAAAACGUAGUCGGAGCAUGCCUGCUAGCAAGGUGGCGUCCCAUGAUCGCGCCGCCACCUCGUCUGCUGUCACCCCACAAGCAGCGCAACCAGCGGCUAGUGCACCAGCGACCAUGGCUGCAACAGCCAACGUGGCUCGUUCAACCACAAACGCCACAAGCGCAACAACCACGCCGACCGCACCUCAGCUGCCUGAGCCCGGCAGGAUGCUGCCCACCUCAACGCCCGCUCGCGCUCCUGCGUCUGCCAAUCGUGGCAGCACAUCAGCAGCUGCCCCAGCACCUCCCUCAGUUGAAGCCAAAGUUGCCCCCAAAGCCAAACCAGAUGCAAGCCCUAGUGCCAUUUCCCCACCCAAAAUGUUUACACCCGCUCCCAACAAAGCACGCAUCCGACGUGAGCCUGCGGCCUCCUUGGCCGCAACCACAUCAAAAACGGGCAGCGCGCCUGCCAGCAUGGACGAUUUACGCUCGCGACUCGCUCAGCUGCAAGCCGCCAUGGAGCGUGCACCUUCUCCAAAACAACAACCCACAUCCUUUCCCAGCCCACGGCGAGACUCUGCAACCAAUAGCACAGCCCCGGUCGCCAGCCCACCGAGCCAGUCACAAUCAAAGUUGCCCGUUGAAGCGGCGGCUAAUACCACGCCAUCUACGGCUCCACCCAAGCCCACCGAGCCCAUUCGCCAACCUUCAUCCUUUGCCGUGUCCGCUUCAGAAGCCAUGUUGCGCGGCACCCCUUCUUUGACGCCGCAUGUGCCACCCCCAACUGUUUCAGGCUCUACAGACCGGAGUGCCGCCGACACAUCGCAGCCAACUCAAGCUAAUACCAGCGCCGCUCGAGAGCUGCUUGAGCUUGAGCGCCACAAGUUGGAGCGCGCCAACAUCGAGAAUCGUCACGCGGGGGCAAACAUGCCCCUGGAUGCUGGUGUUCAGGCCGAUUUCAUUCGCAACGUGGUCCAAAGCACGCUGGAUGAUUUCCGUUUCUCCCUCCAUCGUGAUGUGCACAACUUGCACGUUGAACUCAUCCGCCAGUUUGAGCUUCAAAAGGCAAGAACGCUCACAGGCCCCGUGCUAUCCCCCUUGUUUGCAACUCGUCUCACCCAGUGCGUCAUCUGCACAUCCACUUGCAGGCGGAAUUGGAAGCAUCAUUUGAAUCGCUAUCUAUUCGCGAAGAAACUCUCACAGAGCUCGAGUUGCUGCGGGAGGAAAAUCGCCAGUUACGGCUGCAACUCCAACUUCCGUAAUCAACCCGUGCCUCGGCUAACAAGAGUUGUUGUUUUCCGUUUUCAUGUUUAUUUUUGUGUGCUAUGCCUGAUGCCAUUUUUGUGCAUCGUCCGUUGGAUGAGAGUACUCGUGCGCAAUUGA
Monosiga brevicollis MX1 is the source of this 1461-nucleotide messenger RNA. RefSeq lists its product as uncharacterized. Gene Ontology annotation, cellular component: spindle pole; centriole; pericentriolar material. The record is from RefSeq and is a predicted model, not a curated record. The coding region runs from base 1 to 1461 and encodes 486 amino acids. Gene Ontology annotation, biological process: microtubule nucleation; mitotic cell cycle. Gene Ontology annotation, molecular function: gamma-tubulin binding. NCBI's taxonomy places the organism in Eukaryota, Choanoflagellata, Craspedida, Salpingoecidae. The transcript is spliced from 3 exons.